Alternaria conjuncta is the source of this 486-nucleotide messenger RNA. RefSeq lists its product as uncharacterized. The record is from RefSeq and is a predicted model, not a curated record. The transcript is spliced from 3 exons. NCBI's taxonomy places the organism in Eukaryota, Fungi, Ascomycota, Dothideomycetes, Pleosporales, Pleosporaceae. Bases 1 to 486 code for a protein of 161 amino acids.
AUGGCUGGAAUGACCAAGUACGAGACCCUGAUGUGGGAAAAGCAGAUCGAAGAGCAGAUCUUGGCUCGGAUCGACUUUCUCUUCUCUAACAUGUUCCCUCCCGGUGUCGUCUUCAACAUCAGCAUCUACGGAGAGCCCGAAGCAUAUGGAAUAGACAUUAAUUGGAAGAUGGGCUCGACGGAUACUCCUUGGGAUGGUUUGAUGCGCUACGAAUUCGGGGAUACUGCAGAGAUAAUCUUGGAGCAUCUGCUGGGAUAUCUGCGUACGCAGUCGGUGGAGGGCAAGUACCAAUUCAGAGUCCCCCAACCCUCUCCUCACCUCGUGGAGAGCAUCAAGAAAGCUAAGGACGCCCACGGAGCGGCUGAAGAAAACCUGAAGGAGGCUGAAGAGGUCUUUAAGAAGGCUGUAGAGGUCCUCCAGAAGUCCUCGACGGACCGCAAGAAAGCCGGGGUACCGGAGGAAGUCUCCGCUUCAAUGUACAUGUAG